Drosophila mauritiana is the source of this 1043-nucleotide messenger RNA. RefSeq names its product alcohol dehydrogenase. The coding region runs from base 131 to 901 and encodes 256 amino acids. NCBI's taxonomy places the organism in Eukaryota, Metazoa, Arthropoda, Insecta, Diptera, Drosophilidae. Gene Ontology annotation, biological process: alcohol metabolic process. The transcript has 4 exons. The record is from RefSeq and is a predicted model, not a curated record. Gene Ontology annotation, molecular function: alcohol dehydrogenase (NAD+) activity.
GUCGCCGAUUAUUGUCUCAGUGCAGUUGUCAGUUGCAGUUCAGCAGACCGGCUAACGAGUACUUGCAUCUCUUCAAAUUUACUUAAUUGAUCAAAUCGAAAGAGCCUGCUAAAGCAAAAAAGAAGUCACCAUGGCGUUUACUUUGACCAACAAGAACGUGAUUUUCGUUGCCGGCCUGGGAGGCAUUGGUCUGGACACCAGCAAGGAGCUGGUCAAGCGCGACCUGAAGAACCUGGUGAUCCUCGACCGCAUUGAGAACCCUGCUGCCAUUGCCGAGCUGCAGGCAAUCAAUCCAAAGGUGACCGUCACCUUCUACCCCUAUGAUGUGACCGUGCCCAUUGCCGAGACCACCAAGCUGCUGAAGACCAUCUUCGCCAAGCUGAAGACCGUCGAUGUCCUGAUCAACGGAGCUGGUAUCCUGGACGAUCACCAGAUCGAGCGCACCAUUGCCGUCAACUACACUGGCCUGGUCAACACCACGACGGCCAUUCUGGACUUCUGGGACAAGCGCAAGGGUGGUCCCGGUGGUAUCAUCUGCAACAUUGGAUCCGUCACUGGUUUCAAUGCCAUCUACCAGGUGCCCGUCUACUCCGGCACCAAGGCCGCCGUAGUCAACUUCACCAGCUCCCUGGCGAAACUGGCCCCCAUUACCGGCGUGACCGCUUACACCGUGAACCCCGGCAUCACCCGCACCACCCUGGUGCACAAGUUCAACUCAUGGCUGGAUGUUGAGCCCCAGGUUGCCGAGAAGCUCCUGGCUCAUCCCACCCAGCCCUCAUUGGCCUGCGCCGAGAACUUCGUCAAGGCUAUCGAGCUGAACCAGAACGGAGCUAUCUGGAAACUGGACUUGAGCACCCUGGAGGCCGUCCAGUGGACCAAGCACUGGGACUCCGGCAUCUAAGAAGUGAUACUCCCAAGAAACACAUAACAUUAGUUCAUAGGGUUCUGCGAACCACAAGAUAUUCACGCAAGGCAAUAAGGCUGAUUCGAAGCACACUCACAUUCUUCCCCUAAUACGAUAAUAAAACUCUCCAUGAAAAAUA